UAAUACUUUCCUUUUUUUACAAAAGAAAACCCAUCUUCACAUGACCAAAAUCAUCUCUUUGGUAAGUGCAAAGAAUCUCUCUCUCUUUCUUCCCCUGCAAGUUCAGUAAAAGUGACAGAACAGCCCACUUCACAAACACCAAACAACAAUACCCAUCUUCUCUUUUUCCCUGUCUCUCUCUCUAUCUCCAUGGAAUUCAAGUUUACAGCUCUCUCUCUCUUCUGCAAUUUGCUUCUCCUUCAAGCUUUUUCUGCAACUUCAACCAUAGACCAAGACAGGGCAGAUUGCUCCGACCAACUCAUCGGCCUCGCCCCUUGCCUGCCUUAUGUCAGCGGCGAUGCAGAAACGCCUACCAUCGACUGCUGCAAUGGACUGAAGCAGGUGGUGCAGAAGAGCAAGAAGUGCCUCUGUGUCCUCAUCAAGGACAAGGAUGACCCAAAUCUUGGCCUCAAAAUCAAUGGCACCCUCGCUUUGGGCCUCCCCGCUGCCUGUCAUGCCCCUGCCAACAUCACUGAGUGCAUCUCUCUGUUGCACUUGCCUCCAAACUCUACAGAAGCAAAKAUUUUCAAAGAGUCUAAUCAUACCAGCGGACCAAGCAGUGCCCCAGGUGCAAAAGUUCCUGGGAAUUCGUCCAGUGCCAAUGACAAAAGUGACGGUGGAAUUGGGAGGAAAUCGAUCGGAGGAAUAGGGAUGGUUUUGGAGAUUCUGCUUGGGUUCUUCAUUUUAUUGCAUCUAAAUCUGAUGUUUAUCCACCCAAAUCCCUAAUUUCUUCUCUCUCUUUCUAAAUUCCUAUUUAUGUUCUGCCAUUCUUCCAGCAUUAUUCGAACAGUUUAAGCCGAAUUUGAAGCUAUUUAUUUUCUUACCAGUUGAGCAGAGCUUCAACAAUAGUGAAAAUUUGAUAUCAAUCA
Molecule: messenger RNA, 908 nt
Organism: Momordica charantia (bitter melon)
Lineage: Eukaryota; Viridiplantae; Streptophyta; Magnoliopsida; Cucurbitales; Cucurbitaceae
Product: non-specific lipid transfer protein GPI-anchored 14
Biological process (GO): lipid transport
Molecular function (GO): lipid binding
Source: RefSeq, a predicted model, not a curated record